GGCCACCCGAUAGGUUCCGCCAUCGAUAUCGAAGAACGAUAGUCCCGAUAGGUUCGGACAAAUAACGCCUCCUGCUAUCGAAAGUCGGGUCGUGCGUCAACGUUAGCGAAAAAUGCAAAAUUAAAUAUGUUGUGAGUAGCGAGCGAUGCCAAAUCGAAUAUGUUUGGUAGCUAAAACAAAUCGAGACGAUAACCGGAACAUCUUUUUGGAGAAUCUCGUCUGAAUACCUUUAGUCCCGUGUCUCCGUAAUGUUGUUAAAUGUUCUUGGAUCGUUCGAUGUGGUCUUUGUUCAUUAGUAACCAUCACUCUCAGCCUCCGAGUAACCGAAAUCUGGUCAAGAACUUAGCGUAGACCCGUAAUUAGCAAUAGCAAUAGCCAAAGAGCCUGGAUCGUAAGCGCGCUGGAGGAGGUCUGCAGAGCGAGCAAAGCCGAAGUACAAAUGCACCAAUCGAAACUGAAACAGAAUCUGUAACUUGGAACGGGUGAAUUCAGCGCACGCCACACAACCAAUUAGCUAGGUGUCAGAGGGUCCAGAGAAGGGAGUCCAGGAGACCAUCCCACCAAUCCAAACAGCAUACAUUUUAUAUACGGAACGGCCCGGCCUGUCGAGCGUAGUGGCAGCAGCACGCGAAAGCGUCUAUAAAUCUAGUUAGCAUGGAGUGCUGUUUAUCGGAGGAGGCCAAGGAACAAAAGCGCAUCAAUCAGGAAAUCGAGAAGCAGUUGCGCCGAGACAAGAGAGAUGCGCGCCGCGAGCUUAAACUGCUACUACUGGGCACUGGCGAGUCCGGGAAGUCCACAUUCAUCAAACAGAUGCGUAUUAUCCACGGCAGCGGUUACUCGGACGAGGACAAGCGUGGGUACAUCAAGCUGGUUUUUCAGAACAUAUUCAUGGCCAUGCAGUCAAUGAUCAAGGCCAUGGAUAUGCUGAAGAUUUCCUAUGGUCAGGGAGAACAUAGUGAAAUGGCCGAUCUGGUUAUGAGCAUCGAUUACGAGACCGUUACCACGUUCGAGGAUCCAUACUUGAAUGCCAUCAAAACGCUUUGGGACGAUGCUGGCAUCCAGGAGUGCUAUGAUCGUCGUAGGGAAUAUCAGCUGACUGAUUCAGCCAAAUAUUAUCUGAAGGAUCUCGAUCGUGUGGCUCAACCUGCAUAUUUACCCACUGAGCAAGACAUUUUAAGAGUUCGUGUGCCGACAACAGGGAUAAUUGAGUAUCCCUUUGAUUUAGAAGAAAUCAGAUUUAGAAUGGUGGACGUCGGAGGUCAGCGAUCCGAGAGAAGAAAGUGGAUUCAUUGCUUUGAGAAUGUGACAUCAAUUAUAUUUUUGGUAGCGCUAUCGGAGUACGAUCAAAUCUUGUUUGAAUCUGAUAAUGAGAAUCGAAUGGAGGAAUCUAAAGCUUUAUUUCGUACUAUAAUUACAUACCCUUGGUUUCAAAAUUCGUCAGUUAUUCUUUUCCUGAAUAAGAAGGACUUGUUGGAAGAGAAAAUAAUGUAUUCGCAUUUGGUAGACUAUUUUCCCGAAUACGAUGGUCCUCAGCGAGAUGCAAUAACGGCCCGAGAGUUUAUACUGCGAAUGUUUGUAGAUUUAAAUCCAGAUUCCGAAAAAAUUAUCUAUUCUCAUUUCACGUGUGCUACAGAUACGGAAAAUAUAAGGUUUGUGUUUGCAGCUGUUAAGGACACAAUUCUGCAAUCGAACCUUAAGGAAUAUAAUUUGGUCUAAACUGGAUUUGGAUCGAAAAACUAUUUUUGUGAUUUUUAUACAAACACACAUACACAUUCAUAUAAUUCCUUUUUCGCAUAUUUACUAAAUAUAAAAGAAGAAUUGAGAAGCGAGCGAAUGUGGCCGAAAAUUAGGCAUAAAUUAGACCCGAAAAAAGUUUCUUACGUUUGUUACAUCAGGAACCGAAAAUUGUAGCAUAAAUAGAAUACGAAAACUGAUAUGGUAAACCCGCAUCAACAGAAUGAUGGAAAAGAUGUAUACAUUUUAAUUUGAGAGAAAAAUAACACAAAAUCUGAUACAGUGUGACAACAAAUAAUCAGGGCAAAGUUUCUCGCUUUACCUUACGAAUAUGGCGAUUCGUAAAACAAUAAUUUAUAUUGGAAUAUUUGUAUUCUUUUCAACUGCAACGUUUUCAGAAAACGUUGUGUGAUUUUAUUAGCGUUUCGAAAAGGAAAACCCUUGAAAGUCAAAAAGACAGUAGCCAGAAAUGAUUGGGAACCAACCGAUAUAGUUUUUGGUUAGAUUUGAAUAAAUCGCCAGUUUAUUUCGGAUUCAAGCCUGGAAGACUGAUGGGAGUUUUUCCUUCCUACACAAGAAACUU
This is a messenger RNA of Drosophila erecta, 2317 nucleotides long. It is a transcript of the gene Galphaq, whose product is annotated as G protein alpha q subunit. The coding region runs from base 655 to 1716 and encodes 353 amino acids. The record is from RefSeq and is a predicted model, not a curated record. Lineage: Eukaryota; Metazoa; Arthropoda; Insecta; Diptera; Drosophilidae. The transcript has 10 exons. Gene Ontology annotation, biological process: adenylate cyclase-modulating G protein-coupled receptor signaling pathway. Gene Ontology annotation, cellular component: heterotrimeric G-protein complex. Gene Ontology annotation, molecular function: guanyl nucleotide binding; G protein-coupled receptor binding; G-protein beta/gamma-subunit complex binding.